This is a messenger RNA of Drosophila grimshawi, 1353 nucleotides long. RefSeq names its product beta-ureidopropionase. Gene Ontology annotation, molecular function: beta-ureidopropionase activity. The transcript has 4 exons. The coding region runs from base 143 to 1303 and encodes 386 amino acids. The record is from RefSeq and is a predicted model, not a curated record. Lineage: Eukaryota; Metazoa; Arthropoda; Insecta; Diptera; Drosophilidae.
CAUUCUGCAUUAGUUGUCGGUCGCGAGUGGUUGUUACUGGGAAGCGAGCGUUUAUCUCCUCUCUCUCUCUCUCUCUCUCUGUGUAUAUAUCUCUACCUCUUCCCAAUUAAUUAUAUCGGUUUAAAUAUUCGAAAGCAAGGCAAUGUCGAAAUUUGAAUUGAAAAAUCUGGACGAGUGCUUGAAGAAGCACUUGCCAGAGGACGAACUAAAGGAGGUCAAGCGCAUUCUGUAUGGCGUGGAGGAGGAUCAAAUUCUAAAGCUACCUGUGGAUGCUAGCGCCACCGCAGCGCAGCAUGGCUUCGAGAUCGAGGGCUAUCGCUUUGGGGCGCGCGAGGAGCAGCUGCGCCAGCCGCGUCUGGUGCGAGUGGGCGCCAUCCAAAAUUCCAUAGCGCUGCCGACGACGGCGCCAAUUGGGGAGCAACGCGAGGGUAUCUGGAACAAGGUGAAGGUCAUGAUCAAGGCCGCAGCGCAAGCGGGCUGCAACAUUGUGUGCACCCAGGAGGCAUGGACCAUGCCAUUUGCCUUCUGCACGCGCGAGAAGUUCCCUUGGUGCGAGUUCGCCGAGGAGGCGGAACGUGGACCCACAACAAAAAUGUUGGCGGAGCUGGCCAAGGCAUACAAUAUGGUCAUCAUACACUCGAUACUGGAGCGAGAUGUGGAGCAUGGCGAGACGAUCUGGAACACGGCUGUGGUCAUUUCGAACAGUGGUCGUUAUAUGGGCAAGCAUCGCAAGAAUCACAUACCACGAGUGGGCGACUUCAAUGAGUCCACCUACUACAUGGAGGGCAACACGGGGCAUCCAGUUUUUGAGACGGAGUUUGGCAAAAUAGCCGUCAACAUUUGCUAUGGUCGCCAUCAUCCGCAGAACUGGAUGAUGUUCGGUGUGAACGGUGCGGAAAUUGUCUUUAAUCCCUCGGCAACCAUUGGGCGACUCUCGGAGCCGCUGUGGGGCAUUGAGGCACGCAAUGCGGCCAUUGCCAACAGCUAUUUCACGGUGCCCAUCAAUCGUGUCGGCAGCGAGCAGUUCCCCAACGAAUACACCUCUGGUGAUGGACAACCGGCCCACAAGGAUUUCGGACCCUUCUACGGCUCCACAUAUGUGGCAGCGCCAGAUGGUUCCAGAACGCCGAGCUUAUCCCGCUGCAACGAUGGUCUGCUGGUCGUAGAGCUGGAUCUCAAUUUGUGCCGCCAGGUCAAGGACUUCUGGGGUUUCCGCAUGACGCAGCGACUGCCACUCUAUGCCGAAUCAAUGCAACGUGCCUCCGAGCUGGACUUUAAGCCUCAGAUCAUCAGGGAGCAGUAAAGAAAGAAGCUUAUCAUUUUUAAAAACCAAAUACAUACAUUCAGUUAAAA